CGAGAACAUCUGAGCAAGAAGAACCAAUCUUCAAUUUCUGACAAUUACUAACGCACGUUAUAAAUAUUCCGGCGGAAAGUAUGUUGCUUUUUUCAUCCAGCCAUAGAACUCCGUACUCCAUGUAGUAAAGAUUCAACCCCACACCAGCCCAGCUCCUUGUAAGACAAACCACCGCCUUCUGUCGCAAAAAAACAAAAACAAGCUUCUUGUGUAGCCUCGUUUGUCUAAAGAAGAUCGUGUCAUCCUUCAAGCUGACAGGAGAUAGCCGUGUGGUUCAAAAUUGGCUUAAUCAUGGAAUCCUUCCUGCUGCGCCUGCGUGGGCUGGAAUGAGGCUCUCAGGAUAUGCAUGCAGAUUAAGGAGGAAGCAAUUUCCACAUAUAUAUCAGGCUUUCCCCUCAAAUCUGUUUUUCUUGCAUCAGCACUAGGAACUGCUAUCCAAUUCGUUCUUUAUACAUUGUUUGCUGGCUAUUUCUCCUUCGAAUUACAGUUGACUUUUCAUCGCUCUCAAAAUGCACACUUAUAGCACCCUUUUCCUUGCGGCUGUUAUUGCCAUUCGUGGCUGCGCUUCUUUGGAUAUCCCAGCAAAUGUCAAGUCAUUCCGUGAUGGUUUGAAAACAGGGACAUGUAAAAAGCCACUUGCCACAGGGUUUUACGCUCACGAUGAUGGGCCGAACAGUACUAAAUCCCCUAUUCAAUCUUUUGCGUCACAUACUUACAGAUACAGCCUUCUCAUACUGCGGAGAUCAUGUUGACGAUUUCAAGAUCGUCUACCUUCAAGGGGCUGGCGGUGCUUUGGCAGACAUGGAUAUUGACUGUGACGGCAUUCAAAAGGGACCAGGUGACGAUGGACGUUGCGGUUCUUCGAGUGAUACCCAGUCCCAGACAUCAUUCCAGGAUGUGGUUCAAGGUUAUGGACAGGAUGUUAAGGAUUUGAAUGCAUUUGUUCAUCCUUACGUUGUGUUUGGAAAUGUUGGUACCAGGGCGGGAUACAAGAACUACAAUCCCCGAAAUAACGACAUUAACCCACUCAGUCUCAUGGCUGUGGUUUGUGGUAAUAAGAUGGUAUGAUGAAAUUCAAUUUUACAGUACUCAAUCUGAAUACUAACAGAAUUUCUAGUUCUACGGCAUCUGGGGCGACGAAAACGGAGACGACGGACCCAAAGCCGUCAUUGGCGAAUCCUCAAUCUCCAUGGCAACUCUCUGCUUCGGAACCUCCGUAAAUGGGAACUCAGGCCACGACGAAACCGAUGUCCUCUACAUCGCCUUCACAGGAAAAGACGCCGUCCCAGGCUCGAAGGCUAAAUGGAACGCAGCAAACGUCAAUGAAUUCUCGGCCAGCAUCAAGGCUCUUGGUGACACCCUUGUCCAGAGAAUUGGAGGUGGAUCUGCUCCUGGUACACCGACUACUUUGGUUACUUCAUCGACUCCUACUGCUACUGCUGGUCCGCCAGCUGCUACUUGUGAGUGGACUGGACAUUGUGCCGGUAAGUUCCCGUUCUUUUCUUUUUAUACCCAGAGGAAAUAAUAAUGUUUUGCUAAUUAUGAUAGGUGCCACUUGCCAAACUGCGGAUGAUUGUGAUGGAGAACUCGUCUGCAAAUCCGGAAAGUGCGCUUCUGGUUCAACCGCUCCUCCUUGUGAGUGGAUCGGACAUUGUGCAGGUAAGUGCUGGUUAUGCAUGAUAUGAGAAUGUUUUGCUGAUUGUGAUAGGUGCUACUUGUCAAUCUGGCGAUGAUUGUGAUGGAGAAUUGGUUUGCAGAUCCGGAAAGUGUGCUGUCUAAGAUUUUUCUACUUAUUCUUUGGAAAGAUCGCGAUAUCUAAGUAUCUUUUGCGUGCAGUCAUUUUGAAUUUGGCAAGUUGUACCAAACCAUGUAGACGAGACUCUUAAGCGACACUCGUUCGAACGAUAAAGUCUACAGAUG
Molecule: messenger RNA, 1920 nt
Organism: Hymenoscyphus albidus
Lineage: Eukaryota; Fungi; Ascomycota; Leotiomycetes; Helotiales; Helotiaceae
Source: the annotation of a GenBank genome assembly